Molecule: messenger RNA, 1154 nt
Organism: Durio zibethinus
Lineage: Eukaryota; Viridiplantae; Streptophyta; Magnoliopsida; Malvales; Malvaceae
Source: RefSeq, a predicted model, not a curated record
GUUGCUGAUUAUUGUGGGUAAAUAACAUUGGGUCGGGUUUUGAAAUUAGUCGGGUUACGAGGGUUGGUUUUUCCAAUUUGACAAAAACCCUUGAUUCGAUUUCUUGUGAUUUGGGGAGAGUUCCUUCUUCGGCUGUUUAAACUCAGCCAAAAAUGGCUAAAAUACCCGUGAGAAAUCUGCUUUCUCUAAUCCAAAAACGCUUCAUUCAAACCAACCUAACCCCUUCUUCUGCUUCAAAACCGCCACCUUUAAAUUCCGCUCUUUCACACUCCCCAAAAAGCUCUCCAAAAUCCGCGUCCGUCCUCAACUGUUUGAAAUCUUAUGGAUUCGAGAAUGCCCAAAUCGCCAUAUUGGUUCAAAAACACCCUAAAAUCCUCAAUUGCAGAGUUAACACUAAGCUCAAGCCCAAGCUUGAAUAUUUCAUCCAAAAGGGUUUUAUGGGUAAGCUUUUGCCUGAACUUGUUGUGUCGAAUCCUUACAUUCUUUUUCGAAGCUUGGAUUCUCAUAUCAAGUCAUCUUUUGAGUUUUUAUCCCGUUUUCUGAAUGGCGAGGAACUGUUGGUUACUAUUAAACGUGCUUCGUGGAUUUUGACUUUAAACUUGAAUACCAUUUUACAACCAAAUGUUGAUUUGCUGAUUAGUGAAGGGAUUUCUGCUAGUAGGAUAUCGAAAUUGUUGGUAUUGCAGCCUAGAGUUCUCUUGGAAAGCCAUGACAGAAUGGUUUACGCGGUUAAAACUGUUAAAGAAAUAGGUCUUGAACCAAAACAGCUUAGGUUUAUACAUGCUCUUAGGGUGAUUUGUUCGAUGAGCAAGUCGAAUUGGACGAAAAAAGUGGAGGCUUUUAUGAGUUUGGGAUGGAGUAAGGAGGAAAUGUUGAAUAAUUUUAGGAAAGAUCCUGUGUGUUUAACUUGUUCUGAGAAAAAACUUAGGUAUUUGAUGGAUUUUUAUGUGAAUACUAUGAAGCUGGAUUUAAAGACUAUCAUUGCAUACCCGAAAUUGCUUCAUUAUAAUAUUUUAUUGUUUGGUUUUACAACGGAUGUCACUCUUUCGGGGCCAGAAUUGGCGUUCCCUCGUAAAGGUACUGUAAAACCAGUGACUUUUGUCCUUGUUAAGUGCAGGCGCUGGUGUUUGGCUGCUCUACGAAAAAUACUGUAA